UUAUCUAUUUUGUGGGUGUUUUUAAGACAACAACGUCCAUGCCUUGUUCCGAGUCUGCCGUAACCUCCUACAAUCGCAAAGCAAUGACACACAAUAUAGGAAAUACACACAAAAUGGGAAAUACAAAGAAAAGGUGGUAAAUGCAUGCGAGACAUAGUACACAAUUGCUUGCUAACCUCCUGAAUCACAAUCUCUUUGCCUUUCCCUCUGCCUUUGCAUUUGCCUUUCUCAAGGGUUUUAAGAACUGCCUCUGAUUCUCUGCCUCCGGUGCUCAGGAAUAACAUGAUUUAUGAGGAAGGCCGCCAAGUGAGCUCUCUUCAUCCAUAAUAUUGAAUCAGCCAUGGUAAGCGUAAGAAGAAGCAAACGCUUGAGACUACAUGCCGAGAGAAGUUCUGUUCUAGCUCCACUGCUAAGGUUUUGUGACAAGGGAACUGCUCCUCAAAAUUCUACCCAAACAGAACCUGAUAGUGUGCAUCCAAUGCCUUCAAAUUAUGUAAAUCUCCCAGAUGGGAAUGCGACUGAUACAAGGGAUUCCCCUGAGAUUAUCAGCAUGUUGAGAGAGCCAGCUGCUGCAGAGAAAGUUUUGCUGGGCUUACUUGGCCCUGAUGAUACCAAGAUUAUGCAGGAGUAUGAUGACGGUGGUUUGAGGCAAAACUUAUCCUACCAUGCCCUUGCUGCCUGCCUCCACUUUGCCAUGUGGCUAAGGGAAAAUGGAGAGUCUUCCUUAGCCUCCAGGGAGCGCGAUGAAGCCAGAGCUCGUGUUGCAGAGCUGGAGGAAAAAGUUAGAAAUGUUGAGGAGAUAAUGAAGCAUCAGGUCCAAGAAUACAAGUCUAAGCUGAAUGGCCUGCAAAAUGAUGUUGAUCAGCAGAGGCAAAAGGCUGCGUUCUGCGAGAGGAAAUGGAAGCAGCAGUUGGCGUUGCAUCAGGAGAAGUCCACUCGUUUGGAAGAGGUUCUGAGGCAGCUUGUGGAAGCUAACUCCAACCUUGCCAAGGAUACUCAAAGUCUUGACGUGGCCAGAACACGUAUCGAAAAGCUGACUGGUGCCCUCACUCGGACCAGGAAGCUCUACAAGCAGGCUGAGGUUGAAGUGAAGAAAGUUCAGCAGGAAUGCGAAAUGGAUAGGAUCCUUGGGGAAAUAGAGAAGGAAGAGCGUGUGAAAAAAAGGAUUGCUCUGACCACUGAGUUAGAGCUGGUAGAGGACUUCCAAAACCAAAACCAGAAGGAAGGUGGGAUCAUGCCAACGCUGGAGCUAAACAAAGAUGUUAGCAAGCAGGUGAAUGAGGCCAAAAACGUUGAUGGAGAAGUGGAGGCCCAGCAUCCUUCGACUUUCUGGACAAGGUGCCAUUGCUGCAACGUUCGUUAUAAGUUUAGCAGGGUUCAUGUAAAUCACCUUCUCCGCUGCCAGGCAUGUCCAGCGGCCUUUGUAGCCACAGAAGAAGUCUCCACCAUCUACAGAAGAAGACACCUUGUUGAUACUGGAAGUCAAGUAACUGCUAGUGGCAGGAAGCCCCCAGAUCAUGGAAUGGUCUCCCUAAAAGGCCCCGGAGGAAGCUGAAGACCCAAACGGACAUGGAUGGAGAGGAAUCCGAUGAUGCAUUGCAGAAUGAAGAUAGGGGGUGGUUAAGAAAAUACAUAUUUUGUAAACUCUCUGUUUUCUUGGCCUAUCUAACUAACGGUAACCCUUUUUGUAUGGUCAACUAGCAAAGCCCUUUUUUAUUACACUAAUAGUGGGAUCUGCACAGAUACCAACUGCAGUAUUAUCAUAUCAAUGAUUCCAAUCAUUAACAUCAAACCUCUUUCAA
Molecule: messenger RNA, 1802 nt
Organism: Prunus persica (peach)
Lineage: Eukaryota; Viridiplantae; Streptophyta; Magnoliopsida; Rosales; Rosaceae
Exons: 5
Coding region: 341-1555 (404 amino acids)
Source: RefSeq, a predicted model, not a curated record